AGCUGUGUGUCCAUACACUAAUAUUCAAAAAUGGAGAGCUGUGAUGUGGACACAGAUAAUGUGACCCCACCCUCAGAAAAGCGAUAAUUCACAAAGAGCCAUGAAUAUCAUGAAGAGCAUUGCCGAGAUGAUCGUGAAGGACCUACAACCCCUCUCUGUGGUUGAACAGGAGGGUUUUAAGAGUUUAAUCAAGACGCUUGAUCCCCGCUGCAGAAUUCCAAGUAGGAAAAUUUUCACGGGAGAGAAAAUACCUUCAAUGUAUGAAGAGUGUCGCUCAAAAAUAAAAUGUCUGGAUGCUGCUGACAGUGCUGUAUUGACCACUGAUAUGUGGACAUCAAGAGCCACAGAGGCUUAUUUAACUGUCACUUGCCAUAUUAUUGAUGAAAACUGGCAAAUGCAAGCAUAUGUGCUAGAAACCAGUAGUUUCUCAGGAAAGCACAGUGCUGAUAAUAUUUGCUCGGAAUUAAAAAGAAUCACAGAUGAAUGGGGCAUAACCACCAGAAUUCAGGCUGUGGUCACGGAUAAUGCUGUCAAUGUGGUUGCUGCUGUACACAGAGCAGGUUGGGCACAUUAUCCAUGUUUUGCACACACCCUUAAUCUGGUAGUGAAAGGCUCCAUUAAGACCCUCCCUGAGCUUCUUGACAUCCAACACAGAUGCAGUGCUAUUGUAGCUUUUUUCCAUCACAGCACAAAAGCAACAGUGAAGCUCAAAGAAAUACAGAAACAAUUGAAGUUUCCAGAGCACAAACUGAUCCAAUCAGUUGAAACAUGCUGGAACUCUGUAUUUUACAUGUUUGAGAGACUUUAUGAGCAAAAGGAAGCAGUGACCACCGUACUUUGCCUUCUUGGCAAGAGCUCACUGUGCUUGAGUGAAGAGGAUUGGUCCAUGGUUUGUCUCUCCCUUGAUGCCUUAAGACCAUUUGAAGACGUCACGAGGGAGAUAUCAUCUGAAAAACACGUGUCAGUUUCAAACGUGAUCCCCCUGGUAACAUGACUUCUUAGAUCAGCUGCAUCUCAUGAGGCCCAAGGCAGCAAGCUAGCUGCUGUGCUGUCAGCACAGUGCCAGCACCGUUUCAGGAAUAUUGAAACCCACUAUGGUCUCAGUACCAGCACCUACC
Neoarius graeffei (lesser salmon catfish) is the source of this 1118-nucleotide messenger RNA. RefSeq names its product zinc finger BED domain-containing protein 4-like. The record is from RefSeq and is a predicted model, not a curated record. The transcript is spliced from 2 exons. Bases 101 to 994 code for a protein of 297 amino acids. Lineage: Eukaryota; Metazoa; Chordata; Actinopteri; Siluriformes; Ariidae.